AUGAUCCGCAAGACGGUUUUGACGGCGUUCUGCGCCGUGCUAGGAUUGGCGAGUGCCGCCCGGUUGGACAACCUCUACGGUGCACCGGCUCCUGCUGCCUCCUACCAGGGAGGUGGCGGUGACUCGAACGUCCUCAACGCACCGAGACGCGAUGGCCAAUUCGGUGGGGUGUCUCCUGCCAACCAGUACCUUCCACCGUCGGCUGGCGGACAGCAGGGAGGCUACCCAUCGGUCGCACCGCUCGGUCAGCCGUCGGGACCCGGACCUCAGCAAGGUCCCUUCGGAGGUGCGUACAAUCCGCAACCGUCUGGUCCUUCGUACGGCGGCUCGGGUAACGCCCUGCGUCCAAGUGGUCCUGCCGGUGGCUUCCAGGGCAACAGCUUCCAGCCUCAAACCACUCCCAUCCCCAUCCUGCGCUACGAGAACGUCAACAACGGCGAUGGCAGCUACCGAUUCGACUAUGCCACUGGUAACGGCAUCCAGCACCAGGAGGAGGGAUUCCUUCGCAAUCUGGGACCGGAAAAGUCGGAACAGGUAGUGUCCGGGGGCUACUCCUACACCGCCCCCGAUGGUCAGCAGUAUAGCGUACAGUAUAAGGCCGAUGCCAACGGUUUCCAGCCUGUCGGUGACCACCUGCCAACGCCCCCACCACUGCCGGUAGAGUUGCAAGAGGCCUACGAUCUGCACGCCCGACUGCACGCCGAGGCGGCCGCCCGACCCAAGAAUCCCGCCUACCAGGAACCCCAAGCUCCGGGUCGCCAGUAUGGAGCUCCUCAACCACAGGGCGGAGUCCCCCAGGGUCAGUACUAUCCCCAGCAGACCAACCAGUACCAGCCACCGCAGCAGCCUCAGCAACCUCAGCAGCCACAGUAUCAACAGCCGCAGCCCCAGUACCACCACCAGCAAACGCCCCAGUACCAGCCGAGCUCCCCGAACGCCAUACAAGGUUACCCGUCGGCACCGGCUAACCAAUACCUGCCUCCCAACAAGCGACAACAGGGCUUCAACCCGAACACUGGCUACACCUACUAACCGCCCGGCCAGGGAUUAGCCCUUUUUAUCGAUUUCAGUAUUUAU
Messenger RNA from Anopheles coustani, 1077 nucleotides. RefSeq names its product basic salivary proline-rich protein 1-like. Gene Ontology annotation, molecular function: structural constituent of chitin-based larval cuticle. Lineage: Eukaryota; Metazoa; Arthropoda; Insecta; Diptera; Culicidae. Bases 1 to 1032 code for a protein of 343 amino acids. The record is from RefSeq and is a predicted model, not a curated record. Gene Ontology annotation, cellular component: chitin-based extracellular matrix. The transcript has 4 exons.